AUGACUUUCAUUGUUACGAGUAUUUUAAGCUCAACCGUAGGCUUGUUGUGGAACAAAGCUCGGGACUCGACUGCGGCAAAACUGAAGGACGGCGAUGUUACUAAUGCAAAAAUUCGCGAGCUCGUCGUGAGAGAAUUGAAUGACAUCAGGACGAAACUUGACGGUCUUUCACGCAAAGAUCUUCUCAGCAGCUCCCGAUUCCUGAAAGAAGGAGUAGAUUUACUCUACGUUUCUCUUGAUAAAUCAAAGCUGGAGCAGAAAGCUGUGAUCCACCCAACUGAACAAGAUCGUGGUGAAACAUCAAGAAUGUCGAGCGGUGUCGAGUCUGGAAUCUUGAGCGAAGCCUUAGAACUUUCGCACGCCAUUGAAAAGAUGGUAGUAAACUCUGAUAAAGAAUUUGAAUCAGCUAAAGAGAGGUUUAAAGAAGCCCGUAAGAGCGCAACCUACGCUUUCUGCAAUGAGGCAUUAAACAUUAACGAACGAAUCUUCGCCGCCAAACUACGUAUUGUUUCUGAGAUACUGGAAUGUCUCGAUAGUCCUCAAACCGCCAUCACAGGGUGUCUGUCGUUUCUUCAAGAUCUACAUAGCUUACCAGCUAUCCGUGAGAUGUUCUACGUUUAUCUCAAUGGCGGAGUCAAGUCGUGGUUGGGUAAAGCAGAACGUGCAAAAAACGUAAAAUCGGUGAUGCUGAUCAACUAUAUUUUGUUUAAUCUUAAAUUCAAAUUCAGUGAAACACUUGCUGACAGGGUAACAUGGCCUGGCAUUGAACUUACUGAUCGCAGUUUUAACCCAAUAUUAGAUUGGCAGAAAGUUUUGACAAGAAAGUCUUUGGGCGGCGAUGAAUUGGGUCAACCUCCCCAGCAGUUAAUACCUAGUGCAAGAAUAUAUCCAACUUUAUCUGCUGUAGACAGUCAUGGGAAUGUGGUUGUAUUGCUGGAACCAGCUGGCCUUUUAAGGGUGAUUUCGAGAACAACAGAAAGCAAAGUGGUUAAAUUACCAGAUUCUGGAGAAGGUAAAGUUAUCGACCAAAGUCUCGCAGAACUCGCUUUUGAUAAGAAUAACAACGCUUAUAUUGUUAGAUGGCUUAAAACACGUACAGAAAAUAGCGACGUGGAACGUUACGUGCUGAGUGUGCUGGAUGAAAAUUAUAGUGCAAAACACGAUUACAUACUUGAUUUCCUUCAGGGUAGAAGUUUAGGUUAUAAAGCAGUGAAGAUCGCUAUAAACAGAAACAAUAAUAUCAUCAUGAUGAAAGGCGAUUAUCUCUAUGUCUGUGAUAAUGUUGGACAAUUGAAACACAAGUUUAAACCACACAUCUUUGGCGCCAGUUUGGGUAUUUCAAAUAAAGAUGAAAUCAUGAUAUCCUCACGUAAUGGAACGGCUGUUCACUUCUACUCCGAGGAAGGAAAUCGGAAGUCGACAAUAAAAUUGCCAGAAGAUCACGAGGUUCUUGGGUUGGCAUUUCACCAUGUCAUUCGUAAAAUAAUUGUCUUAACCCGUGUGAGUUUAAAAAGGUCAUAUUUCCUUGUUUGUUACACUGAGACAGGCGAGCUGGAGAGCUCAACGUUUUUUUGUAAGGCAGGUCAUUCUUUAUUCUUUGCAUUCAUCAUAUCUCAUCCAAGUGGUCAUGUUGCUGUUGUACGGCAAAAUAGCAUCACCUUUAUUUAA
Paramuricea clavata is the source of this 1668-nucleotide messenger RNA. The record is from the annotation of a GenBank genome assembly. Lineage: Eukaryota; Metazoa; Cnidaria; Anthozoa; Malacalcyonacea; Plexauridae.